Messenger RNA from Exophiala mesophila, 1259 nucleotides. RefSeq lists its product as uncharacterized. The record is from RefSeq and is a predicted model, not a curated record. The transcript has a single exon. Lineage: Eukaryota; Fungi; Ascomycota; Eurotiomycetes; Chaetothyriales; Herpotrichiellaceae. Bases 183 to 1058 code for a protein of 291 amino acids.
GUCAUGGCGUCGGAUAUACUGCUCCUAAUCCCCGAAGAGUCCUACAGUUAUUGUCAUCAAGGGACAUGAGCCCUAGAGGUGUUGUCAUCAGAGGACAUUGAUAAAGGAGCAUGCAGCAUAGUCAGACAGAUAAAUCUCGACACAAGCUGUAGGUUUAUCAUUCUAUACAACGAUACAGCACCAUGGCGCAAUCACCAGUUUGGCUGAUUACAGGAGCAAGCGCCGGGUUGGGGCUGGCACUAGCUCGAUAUGUGCUCACACAGGGACAUCGAGUUGUUGCGACAUCACGAAAUCUCUCAAAGGCCGGAGAUGUCGUUGGCGAAUUAGAGGGCAUGGGGGCCAAAUGGCUGACCCUCGAUACUGGGUCGUCAGACUCUAUCAUCGCAACGGCAAUGCAAGAGGCUGAGGGCAUGUUCGGACAGAUUGACAUUGUAGUCAACAAUGCCGCAUAUUGUGUGAUGGGUUCCACCGAAGACAUACACGCCCAAGAGGUCGAGAAUCAAAUGAGAGUCAACUUUCUUGGGCCUCUAAGCAUCAUUAGGGCGCUGCUACCUGGUAUGCGCAACAGGAGGUCUGGAGUGAUCGUCAAUAUUUCGAGCAUUCAGGGCGUCGCUCCAGCUCCGGCUAACGGAAUUUAUGCAGCCAGCAAAGCUGCUUUGGAAGCAGCCACAGACAGCUUGAGAGUCGAACUUGAACCCUUUGGGAUUGAUGUCUGGCUGGUGCUCCCAGGCGGGUUUCGGACACAAUUUGCAAAUGCUGGUGUGAUAGUUGAAUCCUCCGAACCAUACGCAGCCAGCGACCACCCAGUCGCAAAGAGACUCGGUUUCGUCAAAAAGCUAGGCGCAGGGGCAGCAAUUGGAGAUCCGAAUCGUGCAGCACAGCUCAUGUUCGAUAUGGUCACAGGACAAGGCGACACUGGUAAGCUGGUCAGGGAAAAGGAGAUGCUGCGAGUGUUUAUCGGAUCAGAUUCGUGGAGACUGGCAAACCUCAAAGUCAAGGAUGCUGCCAAAACCAUUGACAGCUCUCGUGAGAUGGCGGCCACGACAGAUUUCCAGUAACCAGUGAUCAGUGAUCAGUGAUGGUGUGAUGAGUCUUGUCGGAGCAUCAUCGAUCUCCCACUCCGAGUCACGAGGACAUACACGGUCACGGCCCACAUUGACUCCGGACAAGAGAAGAUGGAGUUUGAAGUUGCUUUCGUUAAAGCCGGGCCUGUGGGUCUUUAACCACGAUUGGCUUCUAAGUAGGCUCGAGGCUAGGAU